Messenger RNA from Suillus subalutaceus, 1434 nucleotides. RefSeq names its product GMC oxidoreductase-domain-containing protein. The record is from RefSeq and is a predicted model, not a curated record. Gene Ontology annotation, molecular function: oxidoreductase activity, acting on CH-OH group of donors; flavin adenine dinucleotide binding. NCBI's taxonomy places the organism in Eukaryota, Fungi, Basidiomycota, Agaricomycetes, Boletales, Suillaceae. The coding region runs from base 252 to 1301 and encodes 349 amino acids. The transcript has 9 exons.
UCUUACCAAGUCCCUUCCGAGCGCGCAUACCCGCAGGCAUUUAAUUAUGCGUCCAUCAAACUCGAUUCGACUCCGGAAAUCAGCUAUCCGAGUACUGUGAUCCGAGAGAACUGUAGCGUGGCUGAUACUGUGACCCUGCAAGGCAAUCCACGGAGGCUUGCAGACCUGAUUUGAGAACUGAUUUUCGAUUUGUAGGUUAUCACAUAUGUCACCUGAAAUAUCCUGGAGUGACUGGAACUUCGAUCACGGUGAUGAUCCUUUUUGUGAAUGAUCUACUUCGCAUGCAUUUACAUCUACAUCUUCCCAUCUAUCUCUCAUUCAUACCUGUCUCUUGCGUCAUGCUUGAUCUGUGCCGGCCCUUCAUUCUGCAUAUUCACUGCCCUCAUCACAAUGUCGCUUUUGUUCCAUACUUAGCUUCCGACGAGGUUGUUACCAUGGACGCUCUCUGGCGUGGGGAGAGUAUCGUACAGGAAAGCCUUGCACAAUGGAAUAGCAGCGGCAAGUCAUUGAUUGCACAAAAUGGCUUUGAUUCAAAAAUCAAGUGGCGUCCUGAUGACGAGGAAUUGAAAACCAUGAAUCCAGUUUUUCAACCACGCUGGAAGGAGUUCUUCCAGGACCGCCCAGACAAAGCUGUUGCAAUAUUUGCUCCUCUUGUAGGAUAUGUUUCACCGCUCUCGAGUAUCCUCCCUCGCAACUAUAUGACCGCCGGUUAUUAUACACUUUACCCCGUGUCUGUCGGAAGCGUUCAUAUCAAUCUGACAGAGGACGACAAAGAAGGAAUGGACUUUACUACAGGCUUCCUAGACCAUCCAUCCGAUAUUAUUCCUCUUGAUUUCGGGUACAAAAAGACGCGCGAAAUAUUUCGACGCAUGGCUUCCUACCGAGGUGAAGUCACUGCUGGCCAUCCUAAUUUCCCAGAGGGAAGCGCUGCAGCCUGCCGAGAAGCUUCCGGGCCAGUGGACUUGAAUGCGCCUGACAUUGUCUACACUGCCGAAGAUGACGAGGCGAUCAAUCAUUUCCAUCGCGACAUUGUGCAAACGGCAUGGCACUCACUUGGGACUUGUGCCAUGAAAUCGGAGGCAGAUCAAGGAGUCGUCGACGCUCGGCUGAAUGUAUACGGCGUGUCGAACCUGAAGGUCGCAGAUAUGUCCAUUUCGCCAUUGAAUGUUGGCACGAACACGUAUUCAACGGCACUUCUCAUCGGAGAGCGGGCUGCGAUGAUCAUUGCUGAAGAUCUAUGUGCUGCACUACUCAGUGACCUUCGAAGAGGAGCUGUGAUUGGGUUAAGAAACAACGAGUGAUACCACAUGGAGAAGCUUCUGUACAGAGUGACUGGCUGGAUAUAGAAGACGUUGCCGAAAGGGAAGAAAGUAGACUUUUGAGUCUUUGGGCGAAAGCCCGCACGGCUUUCCGGCCUGAAACAAAGGUUCGAAC